Messenger RNA from Drosophila ananassae, 995 nucleotides. RefSeq lists its product as uncharacterized. NCBI's taxonomy places the organism in Eukaryota, Metazoa, Arthropoda, Insecta, Diptera, Drosophilidae. The transcript is spliced from 2 exons. Bases 86 to 802 code for a protein of 238 amino acids. The record is from RefSeq and is a predicted model, not a curated record.
AAUAUACUUCAGUCCCAGAACUCACUUCAAUACUUGUGCCCUUUUUCACCCACCCCUCAGUUUAUAUUCCUUUCGACAAACCGCAAUGCAAGCCCCAAAAAUCCCCAAUAGACUGCUGGUCUCGGCUACAAAGGACUCGAAGGGAAGUGAACAAGUCGGCGAGCUGCGAAGUCUGAUCCUGGAACUGAUGAAGCCCCGAACGGCCCAGCUGAACGAGAUCCUCCUGACCCGAAUGGUGCCCGCCACGCGGGACGAGUACGACGAGGUCGUAGUGGACUGGUGGCCCGACUACGAGUUGUUCUCGAAUACCCACGCCAUUACUGACAUGAAUGGCAUCCUGGUCUAUACGAAGAGAGCCCUCCAAGGAAUGCCAGAAGACCUUAAAGCUAUUGCCGAGAAGUUCGACUACGCCUACUUCGCCUCAAAAACCAAGACCCAGAAGGGCAAGAAGUACUACCUGGUGGCAGAUCUUAUCCAGGACAUGACCGACUUUGUGACGAAUUUUGGUCGCCUCUGCACCCACGUCAUUGAGGAGCGAAGGCGCAUCUACGACCAGGCCAGCGAGACCCUCGACACGUCCGACAGGAUCAAGGUGAAGAUCUUCGACGAGAAGAGCUUCGUACGCCUCCAGACGCGACUCACGAGCCUGAGGAACUUUGUGCAGGACUUCUGCGCACUCUUUGAGAUCCCCUUGAAGGUGCCAGAAGAGUCCAGAGACGAACCUUUCGAUAAGCUAGCCAGCCUCCAGAAACCAUUAAAAAGGAAAUCCAAAGCCACAGCCAAAGCCAAGGCCCAACGUUAAGCUCCUCCGAUCAGGAAGUCAGCCCGUCGUCCUCUUUUCCCAAGGCGUUACUUCAUUGUGCUUUUACCGAUGCUGAUAUACAGAUACAUUUUCUACACGUUAGGCUACAGAUACAGAUGCGGAUUCACGGCUCCUGCUCCUGCUCGGGCCGUAAUAAAGAGUUCGCCUCCAGUGUAUUGGAGUAUCUGGGAAA